AUGGCGGCAACAGUGUCUCCUUGGGCCAAACCUGGCGCUUGGGCCCUCGCCGCCGAAGAGCAGGACGCCGAGCUCGAACAAGAAACCCAAAACGCACGACACGUCGUUGAGCCGCCCUCCGCCGACUACCCAUCUUUGUCUGUAGCCGCCACCGCCAAGCCCAAGAAGAAGAACAAGGGCCAGAAAGUCUCCCUCGCCGAGUUCACGGCCUUCGGCGCGCCCAAGCCCGUGGCCCAGCCCGAGGGCCUCACCCACCAGGACCGCAUGCAUCUCCCGACCGGUCCGCGCGAGCGAACCGCCGAGGAGCUCGACAGGAAUCGGCUCGGCGGCGGGUUCAGGUCCUAUGGGUCUGAUCGAGGAAACAGCAGGUUUUCCAACGGCGAAGAGUCGUCGGAUUCGAAGUGGGGUUCGGGACAGAGGAGGGAAGGUGGAUUUGGGAAGGAAUCGAACCGCGAUGGGCCUUCCAGGGCCGACGAGAUUGAUGAUUGGGGCGCUGCGAAAAAAUCGACGGUGGGAAAUGGGUUUGAGAGGAGGGAGAGAGGAGCAGGAGGUAGUUUCUUUGGUGGGUCACAGUCGAAGGCUGAUGAAUCGGACAGUUGGGUAUCCAAUAAGAGCUCUGUGUCGUCUGAGGGACGGAGAUUCGGUGCUUCCGGUGGUGGGUUCGAUCGGGAGAGGAAAGUGGGGUUCACAUCUGAUGGAGGUGCUGAUUCUGAUAAUUGGGGGAGGAAGAAGGAGGAGAGUAAUGGUGGGUCUGGUUUUGAUCGAGAAAGAAGAGUUGGGUUCGUAUCCAAUGGUGGUGGUGCGGAUUCUGAGGUUUGGGGGAAGAAGAAGGAGGAGAGUAAUGGUGGUCUGAAUGAGGGUACUGGAAGGCCGAGGCUCAAUUUGCAGCCGAGGACACUGCCUGUGAGCAACGAGACCUCACCUGGGUCGACGACAGUACCGAAACCCAAGGGGUCAAACCCGUUUGGUGAGGCGAGGCCAAGAGAGGAGGUGUUGGCAGAGAAGGGGAAGGACUGGAAGAAGAUUGAUGAGGAGCUCGAGUCGGUGAAGAUUAAGGAGGUGGCUGAGAGAGACCACUCGCCCUCGUUUGGGAAGAGGAGUUUUGGGAUAGGAAAUGGGCGUGCCGGUGAUCGAACUGAGAGAGCUUGGAGGAAGCCUGAUGUGGCAGAUGCUCGUCCCCAGAGUGCUGAGGAAAAUGAGAGUAGGAGCAGUUCUGUGGAACCAGAGAAUGGCCAUGUUGAUGAGCAUGUUGACAGUCAUGUUGACGGGCAUGCUGAUGAGUGA
Molecule: messenger RNA, 1284 nt
Organism: Prunus armeniaca (apricot)
Lineage: Eukaryota; Viridiplantae; Streptophyta; Magnoliopsida; Rosales; Rosaceae
Source: the annotation of a GenBank genome assembly